AUGGCACGGGUGAAUUAUCUCAUUGCUCCUCUAUCACUCCACAUAAUUUUGUCAUUAUGUAUUAGCAAAUUGUGCAGUGCUUCUGAUCUUAAAAUUUCUCGAUCUUUUCCGGCCAUUCUUAUUUUCGGUGAUUCUACGGUAGAUAGGGGAAAUAACAACUUCAUUCCCACAAUUUUCAAGGCUAAUUACUCCCCAUGUGGUAAAGAUUUUCCUGGUCAUACUGCUACUGGAAGGUUUAGUAAUGGAAAACUCAUUCCUGACAUGGUGGCUUCUAGAUUGGGGUUAAAGGAGCUUGUUCCUCCAUUCUUGGAUCCAAAAUUGUCGAAUGAUGAGGUGAGAACAGGAGUCAGUUUUGCAUCAGCUGGCAAGCAAUCUGAGUAUAACCUUGUGCAACAAGACGAGUGA
Messenger RNA from Cucurbita pepo subsp. pepo (vegetable marrow), 405 nucleotides. NCBI's taxonomy places the organism in Eukaryota, Viridiplantae, Streptophyta, Magnoliopsida, Cucurbitales, Cucurbitaceae. The record is from RefSeq and is a predicted model, not a curated record.